AUGACGCUAGUGCCUGGCCUGCGGCCCCCGUGCCCCUUUGAGGUUCGUAACACUGAUAAGCACAGCAGACAGCAGCGAGUGAGCAACCCCGAUGACGAACCCCAGACACCCCCGAAUCCUGACUCCGGCCCUUCCCACGAAACCGCUCCUGAUCCUCUCGCCGACAAUGAUGACGAUACUGGCGGAGGAUUUGCACCCCAGAUCACGUUCAAGGGAACCAGAUUGAUCAACCUCCAACUGGACUCGCCGACGGUUACCAAACAGCUCCUGAAGAUUGAUCUCAAGGACCGAUAUGACAAAUUGACCGCGGUCUACAAGGAACUGGAGCAGAAGUUCUACGAACCUGAAAGACUCAACUCUGAACUCCAGGACAAGCCCCGCAAUCAGGAAGGAAAAAUCAUUCGUGAGCGAGACGAGGCGAUGGCUCGCUACCAACGAGCAAGAGAAGAGAGAAACAACGCGCGAGCUGACCCGGAGAAAGCGGUCUCUCGAGCAGCCGCAGCUACGGAAGAGAAGGAUGCCGCUAUUACCAAGCUGCAUGAGAUGGCCAUCAAGAUUUGUGAUCUGCAAACCCGCGCACCGAUUGUGGAGGCGGUCAAGAAGACAACGCGUCUGCCAGACGCACCCAUGCUUAGCGACGGAGUUGACAUCCGUUACGAAUCCUGGAUGACGGGCAUCAAGAGGAAGCUCACAGGGAAUGCAGACCAUUUCCCCGACGCGAACGCCCGUAUCCAGUACGUGCAGAGCCGUGCCGAGGGACAAGCGUUUCGUCACAUGGCUCCCCGUCUGAACGAGGAAUCGCCCGACCCGUAUAAAGACUACGGAGAUAUCCUCGCGCAUAUGAAGACCGUGUUUUCAAACCCAAACCAUGCGGUAGAAGCACGUGCCAAGUAUCAGCGGCUCACAAUGAAGCCUCGUGACCAGUUUACUAGCUUCCUUGCGGAUUUUAUGGAGCUCGCAAACGAGGCAAAUAUCCAUGUCGAUAACCGCAAGGUUGACCUGUACGAAAAGCUACCCCCGUUGUUGCAAAGCCAGAUGCUGGGGGACUCCUGCGAGGAUGAAGUCAGUUUCGAGACGUUCAAAGAUAGGUGUAUCCGACGCUCUCAUGCGAUCGCCCUCGUCCAACAGAGCAAGACCACCACCGCGACCGGCCGAGGACGAUCGAAUCCAGUCUCCUCUUCAACUGGGGUGGGAUCAUCGUCAUCGAACACGAAGGUUAAGACAGAAAACCCCACAUCGUCGACCUAUGUCCCCAUGUCUGCCACGGAACGUGCGACCCUCAUGAAAGAAGGGAGAUGCUUUGGCUGCAAAGAGCAUGGUCAUAUGACGCGCGACUGUCCCAAAAACACGUCGAAGCCCACUGCCGCUCCUACUGUCGCUACAACCCAGCCCGUCGUCAAUUUGACAGCUCUCGAGGAUCCCGCGGUUGACAACUCGGGAAAAGCUCGUGCCUAG
Molecule: messenger RNA, 1455 nt
Organism: Penicillium bovifimosum
Lineage: Eukaryota; Fungi; Ascomycota; Eurotiomycetes; Eurotiales; Aspergillaceae
Product: zinc finger CCHC domain-containing protein
Exons: 2
Coding region: 1-1455 (484 amino acids)
Molecular function (GO): zinc ion binding; nucleic acid binding
Source: RefSeq, a predicted model, not a curated record